This is a messenger RNA of Colletotrichum aenigma, 1554 nucleotides long. Its product is annotated as putative transporter. Bases 1 to 1554 code for a protein of 517 amino acids. Gene Ontology annotation, cellular component: membrane. The transcript has 4 exons. NCBI's taxonomy places the organism in Eukaryota, Fungi, Ascomycota, Sordariomycetes, Glomerellales, Glomerellaceae. The record is from RefSeq and is a predicted model, not a curated record. Gene Ontology annotation, biological process: transmembrane transport. Gene Ontology annotation, molecular function: transmembrane transporter activity.
AUGGACAUCAACCUGGUCUGGGACCCGGCACGCGGCGUCAACUUCCAAGAGUAUGAGGGCGACAAAGCUACGGCCACAAAUGCCGCCAAAGCUGCCAAAGCUACAGGCGCCAAUGCUGCGGCCGACAAGGAUGCAAGCGAAAAGGCCACUGCAAGACAUGUGUCGGACGCCGGCUUUCUUUCCUAUCCCGAUGAGGGUCUGAGCGAAGCGGAGCGGGCCGCGCUAUGUAUUCUCUACCUCCUUGCUUUUCUCGACCGCACAAACAUCGGAAACGCAAAGAUCGCGGGGAUGAACAAAGACCUGGAGCUCAGUGACGGACAAUACAAUGCCGCUCUAGCCAUCUUCUUUGUCUCUUACUCAAUAUUUGAGCCGUUGACGAAUAUCUUACUCAAGAAGCACAGGCCAUCUGUUUUCAUUCCGGUUACGAUGAUGUUUUGGGGAACCUGCAUGACCCUCAUGGGAUUUGUGUACAAUUGGAGUGGACUAAUGGCGGGACGGUGGUUUCUAGGACUCACUGAGGCCGGGAUGUUCCCUGGGGUGAACUACUAUCUUUCGUGCUGGUAUCGUCGAGAUGAAUUCGGUCUCCGAGCUGCCAUUUUUUUCUCAGCAGCCGCGCUUUCCGGAUCGUUCGGUGGUGCGCUCGCGGCGGGAAUCCAACAUAUGGACGGAGUUGGCAACCUCCGCGGAUGGUCUUGGAUUUUCAUUAUCGAGGGCCUUCUGACCUUCGUCUUCGGAAUCGCAUCUUUCUGGAUGGUUCAUGACUUUCCGGAUGAGGCCGAGUUCUUAUCCGAUGAGGACAAACAGCGUCUCCUUGGCCGUUUGGAUAGAGACCAGCAAGCCUCCGCCCGUCGCGAAGUCUUCAAGACUUUGUACUUUUGGCAGGCCAUGCGCGAUUGGAAGACGUGGAUGUCGAUGGCGAUUUACAUGGGCUGCGACAUGCCUCUGUUCGCAGUCACCCUCUUUCUGCCGACGAUCAUCGACGACCUUGGCUUGAACACUAGCACGAUUCAAUCUCAACUCUGGACGGUGCCCCCAUACGCCGCCGCCGCGGUGUUUACGGUCUUCAUGGGGUGGCUAGCCGACAAGUUCAAGGUGCGUGGUAUCUGCAACGUCUGCGUGAGCAUGGUCGGUAUAGCCGGCUUUUCAAUGAUCCUUGCGGCGGAUAGCCCUAAGAUCAAGUACAUCGGCACUUGUCUGGGGGUGAUGGGUCUGUACCCGUGCGUCAGCAACACCAUUACCUGGAUCGCGAACAACACCCAGGGAGUGUACAAGCGUGGCGUGGUAUUGGGGUUUGUCAUUGGGUGGGGAAAUCUCAGCGGUGUCCUCAGCUCAUUCACUUACCGCAACCCCCCGUUGUUUAUUGAGGGUCAUGCCAUAGUCAUAGCGUUUAUGGCCCUCUGUCUUUGUGCGGGGAGUCUGACGAUGAUGGCACUACUCAGUAGAGAGAACCGGAAACGCGUGCAAGGCAAGAGAGACUGCUGGUUGGAUGGAAAAACGCCUGAGGAGAUCGCUGAACUGGGAGACAACAAGCCGUGUUUCCACUACACUGUUUGA